CCAAUUUUAAAGCCCUAAAUAACAGAUUUUCCAUUUAUUUGAGCAGGUGACAAUGACGUAACGUUUCGCUGAUUUUGCCACAACUUAGUAUAUAAGUCGUGGUGGGGCUGCGAUGGGCAAAGGCGACCGUGACGUCUGGCCAUAAAGACACUGUCUUGGGCCGACCAACAUGGACACCGUGAUCGUGUUUUGCUUCGUUCUUGUGCAAUUGUCGCAAGUCAACUCUCAAAUCUUCGAGUCGCAUCACGGUGACCACAAGAGCCUUCUACGUACAAACCUUUUCCAAAGUCCGGUAGCGAAGAGUUCGUACGUAGAUCCGGACGCAUUUUUCCGUGAUUCAGCGAUAAAGAAGAGUUUCAAAAAUUAUGCUCCCAAUAUAGACGAACCCCAAAUAAAUCAGAAGCAUAAUGGACGUAAUCUACCAAAUCGAAGAAAUGAGCUUAAGACGCUAAUCAAUCACGGGAUAGCUAACAACAAUGAAGACUUCAAAUUUUUAAGUCAAUUACAGCAAAGCCAUGAGAAUACCGAUGUACAUAAAUUGUUGAAAAAUGAACAGGGAGACCCAAAAAAGAUAUAUAAUAUCAAGGCUGAAGAGAAUGUAACUAAAGACGACUUUAUAUCUAACAAAAAAAGUAAUCGAUUAGAAUAUUCAUAUGAUUUAGAAGAAGAAGAGGAAGAAGAGGAGUUUUGGAGAAACGAAGAUGCGUAUAUUGACGAUGAUACCACUGAUCCUGGGGAACUAAUACAUUUAACAAGUCAAGAUGAACCAGCAAUAAAGCCAAAUGAAGAAAACCACACAUCGAAUCUGUCGUACAGCAACCAUCUCCGCAAGAUGAUCAAAUAA
Messenger RNA from Manduca sexta (tobacco hornworm), 844 nucleotides. RefSeq lists its product as uncharacterized. Lineage: Eukaryota; Metazoa; Arthropoda; Insecta; Lepidoptera; Sphingidae. The transcript has 4 exons. Bases 170 to 844 code for a protein of 224 amino acids. The record is from RefSeq and is a predicted model, not a curated record.